GCGCGGUGCACGCCGGGACGGCGCAUGGCGGACCCGGACGGUCCCGGUGCCUGCGGGGAAGAGGCAGAGCAGGACGAGGAGUCCCCGGUCUCCGACCCUGAGCUGGGCGCUUCGGCCGACGCUGACAUGGAGCUGCUCCGGACCCUCCUGUCCCGGACCCUCGGGCUCGGGGGGGACAAACCCGAGCGGGUGCUGGACGAGCUGUCCCUGGACGGAGUGAGCCGGUUCCUGCGGAGCGAGCGGUGUAAGAACAUUGUCUGCAUGGUGGGCGCCGGGAUCUCCACCUCCGCCGGGAUCCCCGAUUUCCGCUCCCCCGGCACGGGGCUCUACGCCAACCUGCAGAGCUACGACCUGCCCUAUCCCGAGGCCAUCUUUGAGAUCAGUUUCUUCAAACAAAACCCCGAGCCCUUCUUCGCCCUCGCACGUGAGCUCUACCCAGGGCAGUUCAAGCCCACGGUGUGUCACUACUUCAUGCGGCUGCUGCAGGACAAGGGGCUGCUGCUGCGCUGCUACACCCAGAACAUCGACACCCUGGAGAGGGUGGCAGGGCUGGACCCGGAGCGGCUGGUGGAGGCUCACGGCACCUUCUUCACCUCCCACUGCCUGCGCCCCUCGUGCCGCCAGCCCUACAGCCUGAGCUGGAUGAAGGAGCGGAUUUUCUCCUCUCUCGUUCCCAAAUGUGAGAAGUGCCAGGGCCUGGUGAAACCCGACAUUGUGUUUUUCGGGGAGAGCCUCCCCUCACGCUUCUUCACCCUCCUGCAGUCGGACUUCCAGAAAGUUGACCUGCUCAUCAUCAUGGGCACCUCGCUGCAGGUGCAGCCCUUCGCCUCACUCGUCAGCAGGGUCCCCGUCAGCACCCCCAGACUCCUGAUCAACAAGGAGAAGACGGGACAGAGUGACCCCCUGAUGUCCCUGAUGGGCUUUGGCUGCGGGAUGGACUUCGAUUCGGAGAAGGCCUACAGGGAUGUGGCCUGGCUGGGGGACUGUGACAGCGGGUGCCUGGCUCUGGCCGAGCUGCUGGGCUGGAAGGAGGAGCUGGAGGAGCUGGUGAGGAGGGAACACGCCGCCAUCGACGCCGGGGGG
Molecule: messenger RNA, 1083 nt
Organism: Pipra filicauda (Wire-tailed manakin)
Lineage: Eukaryota; Metazoa; Chordata; Aves; Passeriformes; Pipridae
Gene: SIRT2
Product: sirtuin 2
Exons: 16
Molecular function (GO): histone deacetylase activity, NAD-dependent; NAD+ binding
Source: RefSeq, a predicted model, not a curated record